This is a messenger RNA of Eriocheir sinensis (Chinese mitten crab), 2616 nucleotides long. RefSeq names its product GDP-mannose 4,6 dehydratase-like (gene Gmd). The transcript is spliced from 10 exons. The record is from RefSeq and is a predicted model, not a curated record. NCBI's taxonomy places the organism in Eukaryota, Metazoa, Arthropoda, Malacostraca, Decapoda, Varunidae. The coding region runs from base 152 to 1222 and encodes 356 amino acids. Gene Ontology annotation, biological process: GDP-mannose metabolic process. Gene Ontology annotation, molecular function: GDP-mannose 4,6-dehydratase activity.
CGAGGUUGAGAGGACAAGGACUGAGACUUGGGAGGCAUAACACAGCUCUUGGCCUUGUGUGGCAUGGCCGAAGGAGGACAGAGCACGGAGGGGCGGCGGGCACUCCUCACGGGCAUCACGGGGCAGCCAGGAUAAUUUGUGAGACACCAGCAUGGCCCCGGCUCGAUCACCAAAAACUGCCUUGGUCACUGGUCUUACUGGCCAGGAUGGCUCAUACUUGGCUGAGCUACUUCUCGACAAAGGCUACCAGGUCCAUGGCAUCAUCAGGCGGGCGUCAACCUUCAACACAGGAAGGAUUCGUCACCUCUAUGAGGACCCAAAGAUCCACAAGAAUGGGCGGAUGACCCUCCAUUACGGGGACCUGACAGACUCAGCAUGCCUGGUCAAGAUCAUCUCCAGGGUGCAGCCGGAUGAGAUUUACAACCUUGGGGCACAGAGUCAUGUGAAGGUAUCGUUUGACCUGGCGGAGUACACCGGCAAUGUGGAUGCCAUGGGAACGCUGCGCCUGCUGGAUGCCAUCAGAACUUGUGGUCUCGACAAGAAGGUCAAGUUCUACCAAGCCUCCACCUCAGAACUGUAUGGCAAGGUGCAAGAAAUCCCACAGAAGGAAACAACACCCUUCUACCCAAGGUCCCCGUAUGGUGCCGCCAAACUGUACGCCUACUGGAUUGUGAUUAAUUUCCGUGAGGCGUAUGGGAUGUUUGCCUGCAAUGGUAUUCUCUUCAACCACGAGUCCCCGCGGCGAGGAGAAACCUUUGUGACGAGGAAGAUCACUCGCUCGGUGGCCAAGAUUCACCUCGGGCAAAUGGAGAAGUUUGAACUGGGGAACCUGGACUCCAAGAGGGACUGGGGGCACGCCAAGGACUAUGUGGAGGGCAUGUGGAAGAUGAUGCAGCUGGAGGAGCCGGAGGACUUUGUCUUGGCCACAGGGGAAGUGCACUCCGUCAGGGAGUUUGUUGAGGCAGCCUUCAAGGAGAUUGGGAGGGAGAUCUACUGGGAGGGGAGCGGCGUGGACGAGGUGGCCAAGGAGAAGGGCAGCGACGCCAUCCGGGUGACCAUCAACUCCAAGUAUUACCGCCCAGCAGAAGUGGACUUCCUUCAAGGAGACCCCACAAAAGCCCGACAGAAGUUUGGGUGGAAUCCUACUUAUGACUUCAAGGCACUGGUGACAGACAUGAUGCAGGCAGACAUUGACCUCAUGAGGAGGGACCCCACCGCCUAGGCCUCCCCACGGCCCUCCACCACCCAGCAGCUCUUGUCACCGGGGAACAGAAGGGAGUCAUUCUGCAUGCUGUGUCUCGACAAUACUGCUUGCUUUAUUUUCUUACUUGUGAUUUGCAUCUCUUGCAAGUAUUAUUAAAAUACUACUUGGAGAUAACAAAUGAGUAAGAACAUUCAUUGAAAGAGUCAGUCAUGAAAUGGCUGCUUUAUCCUUAAUUAACUAAAUUUCACUGAUUCUAAACUAUUUAAAUGGAGAGGAUGGAUUAGUGUGUAGGAUAAAGGCGAGACAUGGUUGAUCACAGCAGGGAAGGGGAAGGGGAAGGGGCCAGCAUAGAAGAGGGUGUGGGAGGAGGCAAAGUCAUUCCUACUGUAGGGCAAGACCUCACCCAGGCAGGCUGGUGAUGCAACACUCCAUGGACCACCGGUCACUUGUCUUGAAGUGUUUUGUGUCGAUUCUGAAGUGCACAAGGGACAACAAGGACGACAUGUCUAGGUAAUAACGGCCUGAGCAACACCCCCAUCAGGCAAGAAACACCAGAGACAAGCGCACAUCAGGUGAGUCCUGUAUCCCAAGAGUGCAGUGCCAAGCCUCACUUGAUCAUGUUGGUUGUAAUGUUAGGGUUGUGCAGUGAUGCCAGACCCCAGGGAAAGGCAGGUGCUGCUGCGUGAAGCCAAAGUUCUGUGGAGGUCAGUAUUUUGAGUCUGUAUUACCAUUACUCUUCCCAUCUCAUUAUCAUUGACAGGCAAGUGUUGUGGUCUUAGACUCCGGGGUUACUGACAAUAGUCUUCCAGGGUUGUCGGUGGCACAGCCUUGGUGCUCUGCCCAGUGCGUGAACACCUGACCCAACAAGAACACCAACACUUCCUUGGGAUGAGAGUCAAAAACUUUUCUUGCAUGAGGGGCCAGCACCAAAGCACACAUUACUUGCCUUCUUCAAGACCAUUGCAAGAUAAUUAGAUGUUCACUGCAUCAUAAGUACAUUUAGAUUCCACUUUAUUCUAAAUCCUGAGAAAAUUCUACCACUUAAGGGUGAUAAAUUAAGUAUUCAUCUGUCAGGCAAAUGUUUGGUCAUUGCCGCCAGACUACAGGUGGCUCAGUAUAGCCCUGGGUGGUGCUUCUUCCAUAGCCACAUUCCCUGUUCCUGUGGUGCACGUGUGUGUUGUGUGCACCUGUAUGGCAGCACAUCACACGGCCAGAGUUCAGUGGUCAUCAGUUCAUGCAGACAAAGAUGUGUGUGUGUGUGUGUGUGUGGCAGACUUGUUGGUGAGAAUGGAACCAUUUACUACUACAUCACUUAGGUCGUGGGAGCAUAAUCUUCAUCCACUUCAUAACCAUUCCAACCCGGGCAUUUGACUUAUGUACUUAGUGUUCAUGAUAUAAAAUUGGUUGUUUAC